Molecule: messenger RNA, 1950 nt
Organism: Strongylocentrotus purpuratus (purple sea urchin)
Lineage: Eukaryota; Metazoa; Echinodermata; Echinoidea; Camarodonta; Strongylocentrotidae
Product: kelch-like protein 3
Exons: 9
Coding region: 103-1950 (615 amino acids)
Molecular function (GO): protein binding
Source: RefSeq, a predicted model, not a curated record
CUUCAGUUUAUAAAACGACAACUUUGUCAGCGCGUCGUACGCUGCCUACCCCAGUUUCUAAUUCUGAAGCGUUUCCUGUUAUUUUGAGAGGCUUUGUGAAACAUGGAUGAGGAAUCCAAGAUCACCUUGGCAGCGACCAACAAACAAGAGUGGCCAAACUCAACCCUAAAGUCACUGAACACAUUCCGGCAGGCUGGACACUCCUUAUGCGAUGUCUUCCUUCAAGGGGAGGAUGCAAUGGAACCGAUACCCGCCCAUCGGUGCGUGCUUGCUGCCAACAGCGUUUACUUCAAUGCCAUGUUCACAUCGGGGCUUGCAGAGAGUAAACCUGCCCACGGGAAGAUCACGAUCGGUGGGGUAGACACAGAGAUUCUGUCACUCGUUGUGGAGUUCCUCUAUGUGGGAAGCUGUCAUCUGCCGAGCGGCACCAAGCAUUCUAGAGUGAUGGACCUGCUUACUGCUUCGACCAUGCUGCAGGUUCAUGAGCUUUCCUGUGCAUGCACUAUCUACCUUGAAGAGAGCUUGGACACUGACAAUGCAUUAGAGCUGUGGCUGUUUGCCGAGAGUUACAGAAUUUCUGACCUGGCUGAGGCUUGCAAAAAGGUUGUCCAGUCGUACUUUUGGUCGAUCAGCAGGAGCCAGCGUGUGCUUGAGCUGGAUCCUCAGGAUAUGGAAGCCCUACUCAGUCUGGAGGAGGUCAAUUUAGGGAAGGCAGCAAAUGAGGACACCCUGGUUGAGCUUCUUCUGAGAUGGCUGACCUAUAACCCCAAAGCUCUAGACUCGGAUCUGCUUCCUGUUCUCACUAAGGUAUGUUGGAGUGAAGUCAGCCAAGAGUGCAAGGACAAAUUCAGAGAGACGCUUGCUGAAAUCUCCAAGGACAGUUCGUCAGAAUCUUUCGACGCUGAAAAGGUAUUUGAUGUCAUCUCAAAAUCUUCAUCUUUGAACCAAAGCUUCAAUCGAACAUUCUUCUGCCCCGUGUGUGCCAUUGGAUUUGCUCCGUUGUCAAGCAGUACAUGGGAUGUAUAUGGCCAUGAACCCAGUACCUUGGAGGUCGUAGACAUUGACAAGAGGACUGGCACCGUCCUCAGGCAGUGGUCCAGGGAGUUUCUCAGGGAGCAGUUCAGUUUCCUACCUCUCCGCGGUCACCUCUAUGCAUCAUCCAACACACGUUACAACACACAUUACAGCAGUACCAAGCAUAUUGAUGUGCUCUGCCUGAGUGUGGCUAACGUUAAGAAUACCAAAGUGAUGAGGACUAGAAGUUGUAAUGAAGAGUCAGUGUGGUUGAACGUGAUUGAAAAGCAACAUUAUACACGUGCCAUUGAUGAGGAAACGGGCAUUGUCUAUCUGUGUGGGGACCCAAAAGCGUGGGAUCAAAGCCGUGUCAAAACUUCUACACAGGUCUUCAAGCUGGAUAUCGAAAAUAAUGUCUGCUCUCAAUUGACCAGUCUCCCUUUUGAGAGAUGUCAUGAUAGAGCGGUAGUGGUAGAAGGAGACCUAUUUGUAUUUGGUUCAGUAGACCGGUCACCAACCCCUGUCUCGACUGUCCUGAAGUAUGACUGGAAGAACAAUGCGUGGCAAGAAGUGAGUCCCAUGCAUGAGUCCAGAAAAGAAGGAGCCUAUGCCUGUGUUGAUGGCAAGAUAUAUGCGUCAGGUGGAUGGACCUCGAAAGCUCGUUCAAGAAAUGUUGAAAUGUACGACCCUUCUCUGGACAUCUGGACAAAAUUGAGUCCAAUGUCGUUACCCAGGGUCAACCAUGGACUCGUUGCUGUGGGAAUGUAUCUCUUUGCUAUGGGCGGCGAGUCAACAUAUUCAGAAGAAGACAUUAUCUGGAACGGCCAUAAAAUGGUGGAAAGGUACAGCAUCACCGAAGGAUGCUGGAGGCUGCUUGGGAGAUGGCAGAGUGCAGAGAGGGGAUGCGGGCUUUCACCCUCUAGAACAGUGAUGUAA